Ambispora gerdemannii is the source of this 1494-nucleotide messenger RNA. NCBI's taxonomy places the organism in Eukaryota, Fungi, Glomeromycota, Glomeromycetes, Archaeosporales, Ambisporaceae. The record is from the annotation of a GenBank genome assembly.
AUGCCUUCUUCAAAUUUACCGCCCGAACUGUUACUUCUAAUCUUUGGUUACCUUAAAGAUACGGAAGACAUUCGUGAACUGCUUUCUUGUGCUCGAGUCAACAAAAACUGGCAUUAUACUGUUACUCACUUUUUCAUUUGGAACACAGCGCGCUUCAAAAAAAUUAAAACGUUCUUUGCCUUUCUUGACAUACUUCGAAGAAUUGCAUGGACAAGGAAACAACGUGCGUUUGCAAACUGGGCAAAACUUAUUGCCGGGCUCUUGGAAAAAAAGAAAAUCAAGCUUAAAAAAGUAGACAUUACUUCAACGCCUAUUCAACCGAUCACAACUACACAUUGGCACUCGACACAUCCUUACGGGUUUUCGGUCGAGACUCUUGAUCUUUCAUUGUUGGAGCAUAAGAAUGGAGUCACUGACAGAAUGCUCAUUGAUCUUUUUAAUCAGACCCCGAAUCUUGUUAAAGUUGACUUGUAUAAUUGUUAUACGCUCACUGAUAAAGCUAUCGACGCGUUGACUAUGCAAUGUCGUCAUCUGAAGGAAUUGAGAUUGUUUGGGUGCACAGGUAUCACGGAGAGAUCGGUAAUAUUCUUACAGCAAAAAUGCCCGAAAUUAACAAAAGUAGAUAUAGGCAUGUGUCAUCACAUUCAUCUGUAUACACUUGAUAAGGAAUGGGCAUCACUGAGGCAUCUUGAUAUAAGCUUUCGUUAUGAUUUCAAAGAAAGACAGAUAAUGGAUAUUGUAAAAAGGGUUCCAAAUCUCGAAUAUCUGAAUUUAUUUCGAUGUUCAUUGACAGAUGGAUUAUUGAACUCUUUGCUUCCACUACUACCUCGUCUCCGAUUUCUUAAUAUAGGUCAAUCCACAUACAGCCUUUCCGAUGAGGUUGCAAAAGCAAUAGCAAUGCAUGUUCCAAAUCUUCGUCAAUUAUCAAUACAAAAUUUAGAGAUCACCUCUAAAGGAAUUCUCGUCAUAGCACAAAAAUGUCAAAAUUUGACCGCAAUAGACAUGUCACGAUGCGCAAAAAUCACCGAUGUCGGGAUAAAGUACUUGGUACGCUACGCGAAAAACAUCAACGACAUCAAUUUACUGGGAUGUACCCAGUUAACUGAUAUUGCGUUCGUAUCUCUUGGUGAGCUUGGCGAGAAGUUGGAUCGCGUAGUUGCGCAUUUUUGUGAACUGACAGACGUUGGGUUGAUUUCUCUCGUGUCGAAAUGUUUGAAUUUGAAAUGCUUGAAUUUAGAGUAUUGUAAGUAUCUUACGAGUGCUUCGUUGGGACGAUUGCCAGAAUUUUGCAAGUCUUUGGAGGUACUCGAUAUUUCUGGGUCUUGUAUUGAUGAUGAGGCUGCUCGCAAAAUUUUGUCGGGGCUUCCUUCAUUGAACAUGUUGGUCAUGAAGAAUUGUGAGCAUUUGAGUGAUUUGUUUAAAGAUGAAUUUGUCGGUGAUAAAAGACUACAAAUAUGCAAUAAUGUUCCAGGGAUGGAUCAAUAUCGUCUUUGA